UCCCUCCCUCUCUUUCUCUUCUCUUUCCAUUAUUCAUCUUCAAUGACAUUGCCAGUGAAAAAUAUGGUUUUCCCAAUGGUAGUGAAAAACAUGGUUUUCCCAAUGGUAGUACUGUACAUACUUUUGGCAAACUCAUGUUACAUAGCUGCAAUGAAGGUUAAAAACUCUGGUUUCUUUUUCAAAAACUCAUCAUCUUUUAGAUCAUCCCAUCCAAUUCCUUUGUACCCUAGUUUAAGGGAGUGUAAUAUACAUGGAAGAAAAUCAAAAACAGUUGCAUGUGACAUUCAGGGCACACUUCUUAGAUCUGAAUCUUUCUUUCCAUAUUUCAUGUUAGUUGCUUUUGAAGGUGGUAGCAUUUUCAGAGCCUUCUUCUUACUUCUAUCAAGUCCCCUUUUAUUGGUUCUUGAUUAUGAACUCAAGUUAAGAGUUAUGAUCUUUAUUACAUUCUGUGGGCUAAGAUUAAUGGAUAUGGACAGUGUUGGAAGAGCUGUUUUGCCUAAGUUUUUUCUUGAAAAUUUAAAUGUUCAUGUUUACGAGGUAUUAAUAUCAGCAGGGUCUAAAGUGGUUUUCACAAGUGUGCCUAGACUUAUGGUGGAAGGUUUUCUUAAGGAGUAUUUAAGUGUUGAUUGUGUUAAAGGAACAGAGUUGCACACUGUUGGGAGCUAUUUUACUGGAUUAGUAUCAAGUUCAGGGAUACUUAUAAAGCAUAGAGCAAUCAAUGAAUUCUUUGGGGAAAAGAAGCCAGAUAUUGGAAUUGGAACUUCAAGUUUUCUUGAUCGCCCUUUUAUCUCCCUUUGCAGGCAAGCUUAUGUGGUCAACAAAGAGGAAACAACCAGCUCAGUAUUGCCAAGAGAGAAAUACCCAAAGCCUGUAGUGUUUCAUGAUGGAAGGCUAGUUUUUCUUCCCACUCCUCUUGCAACAUUAACCAUGUUCAUGUGGCUUCCAAUUGGAAUAUUACUAGCAAUCGUCAGAGUCUUCAUUGGGAUAUACUUGCCUUACAAUAUAACCAUUUUCUUGUGCACUUUAAGUGGUAUGAAGCUCAGAUUAAAGGGCACUGAUCCUCUAACAUCAGAAAAUGGGAAAGGAGUUCUCUAUGUUUGCACUCAUAGGACCCUUUUAGACCCUCUUUUCCUUUGUACGUCCUUGGGAAAACCUUUGACUGCAGUGACUUACAGCUUAAGCAAAAUGGCUGAGAUUCUUGCUCCUAUAAAAACUGUGAGAUUGACAAGAUCAAGAAACAAAGAUGCUGAGGCCAUGAAGAGAUUUCUGAGUGAAGGUGACUUAGUGGUUUGCCCAGAAGGAACCACAUGCAGGGAGCCAUAUCUUUUAAGGUUCAGCUCUUUGUUUGCAGAAUUAGCUGAUGAGAUUGUACCUGUGGCUAUGAACACAAAUGUGAGCAUGUUUUAUGGGACUACUGCUAGUGGACUCAAAUGUUUGGACCCUAUUUUCUUUUUGAUGAAUCCAAGACCUUCUUACACUGUUGAGAUUCUUGGAAAAGUGCCCAAAGAGUUGACUUGUGCUGGUGGAAAGUCUAGCCAUGAGGUGGCUAAUUAUAUACAGAGGCAACUGGCUGCUGCAUUGGGAUUUGAAUGCAAGGGGUAGUUGAUGAUCAAUAGGUUGUUCAAGAUCGAACCGUAAUUAUAAAAACGGUUUAUUGGCUUAUUGGUAUCGGGUUAUCGGGGUAAUGAUUGGUGAAUUAAUUAAAAUUUUAUAAUUAACGGCU
Molecule: messenger RNA, 1723 nt
Organism: Nicotiana tabacum (common tobacco)
Lineage: Eukaryota; Viridiplantae; Streptophyta; Magnoliopsida; Solanales; Solanaceae
Product: glycerol-3-phosphate acyltransferase 1-like
Biological process (GO): cutin biosynthetic process
Cellular component (GO): membrane
Molecular function (GO): glycerol-3-phosphate 2-O-acyltransferase activity; phosphatase activity
Source: RefSeq, a predicted model, not a curated record